GAAAGGCACUGAUGGGCAUCUCCUGCUUCUCCAGCGCUGGGAUCCAACUCUAAGAUGUAGGAUGCUCCCGGUGCUGAGAGCCAAGCGGCAGCCGCCACAGCCUCCUCCUCCUCCUCCUCCUCUGCUGUGGCCCUGCGGGAAUGCCGAGCCCCCUUGGCUCUGGAUGCUGCCCACCGGCGCAGGGCUCCUGCGGAUCGGAGGCAGCUCCGCCGGGGGGACAGUGGUGGCCCCUCCGCCCCCUCCGAUGCUCCUCUCCCCGUCGCCCCCUCGACCCCCACCUUUGCUCCAGGGGUUCUCCGCCUGGCAGCUCCCCGGAGACCCUUUCCUGGCUCCUUUCCUGGGACCCGAGCCCGCCUCUGCCUUGCCCCAGGGACCCUCCUUCUUCAACGGACAGUGGAUGUUUGGAGCUCAUUCUCCUGUGAUAGGAUUUUCACCUUCUUCAAAUGUGGAGCUUGUUCCCCUUUUUCCUCAUGUAUACACAACUACUGCUCCUCCCCAUUCUGCAAAAAGCUGGAUAGAAAAGAGACUACCAAAUUGUAAGAUCUAUUUAAACAAUGCAUUUGCUCUGGAUUCAACAUGGAUACAUCCUGAGGAACUACGAAUCUUCCAGGGACAUGAGAAGCCUCUUGUUAUGACCAAUCAGGUCUCUGUGGCUUUAUCUAGGCCAGCUACUGCCCCCAGGCCUCUUCCUGCAGUGGUGUUAACACCCCAGUCUAUUCCAGGUGGUUGCCUUAAGCAAGCUGGCAGCAACCAGACCAUUGCAUUUGCAGCAGCCAUGUUGUCAUUAGAUGCCGACACCCCUCAGGGACCAUCAACAAGUCUGCAGCCAUGCCAUGUGCUGACUUUGUCACCAAUCAAAAUACCAGUUUUGACGUCACCCUUCCAAGGUGCUGCUUCUAGAAGAGAGACUCGAAUGACUCCUCUGAUGCCAGCUCAAGUCACCAGGGUGGCGGCUAUCUCUUCACCAGCUGUGACAUUCAUGGCAACCAAUUUGGUGGAUCAGACAUUAACAGAUAAACGGAAAGAAUCUAACAGAACCCCCUGUCCACCAACUCUUAUUUUACAUACUGAAAUGAAAAAUAAACCAACAGAGAGUGAAGACAAGACGAAUCAUUCUUUAAACCUACUCCCAGAUGACGAUGGUGAUUCAAAUGGCAACAAACCUGUGGCAUCCACUCCAGUACCAGGAUCUCCAUGGUGUGUAGUCUGGACUGGAGAUGACCGAGUCUUCUUCUUCAACCCUACAAUGCAGUUGUCAGUGUGGGAGAAACCUGUGGAUCUAAAGCAUCGUGGUGAUAUUAACAGAAUCAUUGAAGACCCACCUCAUAAACGCAAGCUGGAAACUUCAGCAACAGAUAAAAGUGAUGUCUCAUCUCCAGAGGAUAUAAGUGAUGACAACAGUACCAAAACAAAAAGAAAUAAGCUAGAGGAUCCUCAGAAUGCUGAGUUAGACAAGGUCAAAGUGGAAGAAAAAAAUGUGAAAGCAUCAGAACAUCAGAUUAUGCUUCCAUUGGAAGAACGCAUUACACAUUUUCGUGAUAUGCUUCUAGAAAGAGGGGUCUCUGCAUUUUCCACAUGGGAAAAAGAAUUACACAAAAUAGUUUUUGAUCCACGUUAUCUUCUCCUGAACUCAGAAGAACGUAAGCAGAUAUUCGAGCAGUUUGUCAAAACACGGAUCAGAGAAGAAUACAAGGAAAAGAAAAACAAGCUACUACUCGCCAAAGAAGACUUCAGAAAGCUGCUGGAAGAAGCUAAAUUAUCACCAAGAACAACGUUUAAAGAGUUUGCAGAGAAAUAUGGUACAGAUCAACGAUUUCGACUUGUUCAGAAGAAGAAAGACCAAGAACAUUUUUUCAAUCAGUUCAUACUUAUCCUUAAAAAGAGAGACAAAGAGAAUAGGAUAAGACUACGUAAAAUGAGAUAAAAAGGAAAUCUGCCAUAUGAAGGGAAGUCAAAUACUGUGGCAUCUAGAGUGGAGGAAAGGAAUGGCAUGCAUUUUGUGUCAUCUUUUUGAGUUUCAAAUCCCUCACUUUCAAGAAAAUCCAGAUAACCCCAAGAGCCACUAGUGCAGAGGAAGAUUCUGUGAAAGUACAUCCAAGGCUGUACAGCAGGAAUCUGUUGGAUAUUUCAUUCUCAGAGACUUAAUGUUUCAUAUUGAAGCUCUCUUUUGUACAACAUUCGAGUUUGAUGCAUUUCUAAUUACCAUGAUAUGUCGAGCCCUUAAUUGUUUUAAUUAUGCAAAUUCCUUGUAAUAUACACAAAUUUGAAAUCCAGUGUGAUUUGUAAUUAAGCAGAAGCAGAUGUCAUACAUAACCUCAAGACUUUUUUUAAGGAAAAAAAAACUAUUUAAAGAAAAAAAAAUAUCAAAGGCUGUCCUCCCAUGCACAGUCACUCAGAAGUAAGACCCACUGAACUCAUGGAAAUUUACUUCUUAGUGAACAUGCUUAAGACUGGGCUGCACAGCAAUGUUUGGGCAGCUUUGUAUAUUUAUGGUUCAGAAUGUUCAGUGGUACUGAGGAUAUCAUUACUCAAUGUUCAUAGGUCUAAGUCUAGUUUCUGAGUAGUAGUAGUAAUAGGGUAUUAACUGUUAACCAUAGUGAAGAGUGUGAAAAUCUUGGCAUUGUUUCCUGUAGAACAAUGUAUAAAUCUUUUUAACAAAUGCUUUGUAAGUAAAUUAUUCUGAAUGAUGGUCCAAGCACACAGAAAAGAGCAGCACUUCUCUAUUAAAAGCUACUAUAAAGAAGUUAUUUUGUAAACCCAUCCUACUAAAUUUUGAGUUAUUUUUAUUGUAUGCGAAGAGUUUGCAUGAGAUUAGUCUCAUCUUUGUAUAAACAAAUAUUUUAACUUUUUUUUAAUUAAUAAAUAUUUUAAGACUA
Molecule: messenger RNA, 2876 nt
Organism: Sceloporus undulatus (fence lizard)
Lineage: Eukaryota; Metazoa; Chordata; Lepidosauria; Squamata; Phrynosomatidae
Gene: TCERG1L
Product: transcription elongation regulator 1 like
Exons: 13
Coding region: 62-1924 (620 amino acids)
Cellular component (GO): nucleus
Molecular function (GO): RNA polymerase binding; transcription coregulator activity
Source: RefSeq, a predicted model, not a curated record